CUUUUUACUUUUUUGAGCAUUUUCAAACUUUCUCAAAACAGUUCACCUUUUUUUUUUUUUGCUCUCGAGACUUUGGCUCAUUACCUUUGCGACUACUUUCCGGUCAUCAUCAUUCUGACUGUUUUUGGUCAAACUGUCAACCACUUUGAGUCAUUUUUCCUUCCAAACAACUAUUUUCUACUUCUGCCACUUAAUCAUCUUUUACCGAAUAGAGAUGUCACAAUUAUAUCAUCGCUAAUGGAGAUGCUCUAGACGAGCUCACGGAAAGCAGGAUCCUGUAGUGGAACUAAAUCAUGGCAGACAAGACGGAAAUAAUUUCAUCACUUUCUGAUAAAGCUUCUCUUCCUCUAUCACCACUACCUACAGAAAGUUGUAUUAUAUCAACUGAGCUCAGAAACUACUUAUCUUCAAGAUGUAAGGAACCAGUGCUUCUCUUGGAAUCAGCUGGUAAGGAAUCUUGUUGCAUCUUCAGAGUCCCUGAAAGCUUCGUAGCAAUGAAUCCCGAAGCCUAUAAGCCCAAAGUUGUUUCUAUUGGUCCUUAUCACUACGGGGAAAAGCACCUGCAAAUGAUUCAACAGCACAAGCUUCGAUUUCUGAAGCUUUUCCUAGACGAGGCAAGAAAGAAUGGAGUGGAUGAAAAUGUCUUGGUGAAAGCUGUAACUGAUUCGGAAGAAAAGAUAAGGAAAUCUAAUUCUGAGGAGCUUAGGGUUGACGACUUGGAACCCAAGGAACAACACAGUUUAAUGUUUCUAAUGGUUUUGGAUGGGUGCUUCAUUCUCAUGUUAUUUCUUAUCGUGUCUAGCAACAUAGGACUGAACGAGGAAAAUGAUCCACUUUUUACGAUCCCCUGGAUUCUGCUGUCCAUUCAGAGUGAUCUUCUACUGUUGGAAAAUCAGGUCCUUUUUUUUGUUCUUCAAACUUUGUAUGUAAAAUCCAAGAUUGGUCUCCCUGGUGAUCUAAACAGGAUAGCGUUUGAGUUCUUCAAACGCUCAAUAGAUAAACAAGGCAGUUAUUGGGAGAAACACAGAAACUUUCAGGCAAAACAUCUUCUUGACCUCAUCCGUAAGACCUUCUUACCUAACAUGAGAUCUGUGGGUGAAUCUGAAACAACAUCAUCCCAAGAUGUUCAACUCCAUGAGGGUAACUCUGGAAAAGUAUCCUCCUCAGAUUCUACAGGGGUAGUGCCGUUGAUAUUGUCGGCAAAAAGACUUCGCCUUCAAGGGAUAAAGUUCAGGCUAAGAAGGAUUGAAGAAGAAGAUUCCAUAUUAGAUAUAAAAUUAAAGAAAAACAGGCUUCAGAUACCACUGUUAAGAUUUGAUGGGUUCAUCAGCUCAUUCUUCCUCAACUGUGUUGCCUUUGAACAGUUUUACACAGACAGUUCCAACGACAUAACAAGCUACGUAGUUUUCAUGGGAUGCCUUCUAGAUGGCGAGGAAGAUGUAACUUUCUUGAGAAACGAAAAGCUCAUCAUAGAGAAUCACUUUGGUAGCAAUAGUGAGGUAUCCGAGUUCUUCAAAUCUAUCAGUAAAGAUGUUCUAUUUGAAAUACAUACAAGUUACCUAAACAAUGUAUUUAAGGGAGUGAACGAGUACACCAAAAAAUGGUACAAUGGAUUAUGGGCAGGCUUUAAGCACACACACUUUGAGUCACCAUGGACUUGUCUGUCAUCGUUUGCUGUUGUUUUCGUUAUAUUUCUUACCAUGCUACAGGCCAUUGUUGCGAUUCUUUCCUUCCUAAACGACAAAAAAGAUGAUGGAAACGCAGCUCCUCCAUUGGGUCUUCCUUAGUGAAAAUCAAAUAUGCUCGAGUUUAUGAAGAAACAAUGCAAACAAAUGCAGUCUUCUCUUCUGCACACAGCAUACCUCAUUGUUUUCCACGUCUCUAUAUGUUUUACCAUCAGUUUGAGGUCCAAUUGUAUUAUAUAUGUUGUGGAUUUAUCUUCUGUACGUGUAUGGUU
Messenger RNA from Camelina sativa (false flax), 1957 nucleotides. The record is from RefSeq and is a predicted model, not a curated record. Lineage: Eukaryota; Viridiplantae; Streptophyta; Magnoliopsida; Brassicales; Brassicaceae.